Arachis ipaensis is the source of this 2536-nucleotide messenger RNA. RefSeq names its product tubulin gamma-1 chain. Lineage: Eukaryota; Viridiplantae; Streptophyta; Magnoliopsida; Fabales; Fabaceae. The record is from RefSeq and is a predicted model, not a curated record. Gene Ontology annotation, molecular function: GTP binding. Gene Ontology annotation, biological process: microtubule nucleation; cytoplasmic microtubule organization. Gene Ontology annotation, cellular component: gamma-tubulin complex; microtubule.
ACUCGGAAGAAACCGGCCGUUCGGACGGAACCGGGACCCGGCCGGUUUAGACAAAAACGGAAGCUCCUUCGUUUCUUUCUCUCUUUCUUUCACAGAAACUCAGCCAAAAAACCCUAGCACUGUAAGCCUACACCACCGCCGCAAGGAGCGGCAUACUGCCGCCGUCCGUCGCACUCAAAGUUCGCCGUCCGUCCGUCUAUCUAGCUUCCCUCGUGCUCCAAGUCUUCAACCCCUGUUCGCUGUCACCGAUCGCAGCUGCUUCCUCGAGCUCGGCGUCCGUCGUCUUUGUCUGCUCAGCUGCGCUUUCGCCGCGUUUGUUUGCCGUUCACGUUCGCGUCUUCGUUCAGCCGUCGUCUUCGUUCACCGUUCGCGUUCACUCGCCGUUCACCGUUCGAGUUCGCAUUCGCGUUCGUCUGGAAGCCACGUUGCUCUGCUUCAAACUCUGCGACCAACCCCGUGCGCUCCACCUAGCCGUCUAACUGCUCUCUUUUGUCGCCGCCGUGGGUUCCCUAAACCCGCCACCAGACAAUACACUCACAACACCAAUACUUUGCUUCAAACUCUGCAACUUCUGAUUUCUAUUACAAUAAGAAAUUCUUUGAGGUAUAUAAGAAUUAAGAAGGAAGACUAUUUCAACGGGUGUCACCCGCUCCGUUAAGCCACCAGAGCGAUCUAAAUUCUAAACUCUAGCGUUGGUUGCGUUUUGGAGAGAAAAAAAGAAAAGGAAGAAAUGCCUCGGGAGAUCAUAACGCUUCAGGUAGGGCAAUGCGGCAACCAGAUCGGCAUGGAGUUCUGGAAGCAGCUCUGCCUCGAGCAUGGCAUCAGCAAAGAUGGCAUCCUCGAAGACUUCGCCACUCAGGGUGGUGACAGGAAAGAUGUGUUCUUCUAUCAGGCUGAUGAUCAGCAUUACAUACCACGAGCUCUGCUCAUUGACUUGGAGCCUCGAGUUAUUAAUGGCAUUCAAAAUAGUGACUACCGUAAUCUCUACAACCAUGAGAACAUCUUUGUCUCGGACCACGGAGGCGGUGCGGGAAACAAUUGGGCUAGUGGAUACCAUCAGGGAAAGAAUGUUGAAGAGGACAUAAUGGACAUGAUUGACAGAGAAGCAGAUGGCAGUGACAGUCUCGAGGGUUUUGUUCUGUGUCAUUCAAUUGCUGGAGGAACAGGCUCAGGUAUGGGCUCAUACUUGUUGGAGACCCUGAAUGAUCGCUACAGCAAAAAAUUGGUUCAGACAUACAGUGUGUUUCCUAACCAAAUGGAGACAAGUGAUGUGGUGGUGCAACCAUACAAUUCGCUGUUAACACUCAAGCGACUAAAGCUUAAUGCAGACUGUGUUGUAGUUCUUGACAAUACUGCAUUGAAUAGGAUUGCUGUUGAACGGCUUCAUUUGUCGAACCCAACAUUUGCUCAAACUAAUUCCUUAGUUUCUACAGUGAUGUCUGCCAGCACAACCACUCUUCGGUAUCCAGGAUACAUGAAUAAUGAUUUGGUUGGUCUUCUUGCCUCAUUGAUUCCCACGCCAAGAUGCCAUUUCCUAAUGACAGGAUAUACCCCUUUGACAGUGGAGCGUCAGGCUAAUGUAAUUCGUAAAACCACUGUACUCGAUGUUAUGAGAAGACUUUUGCAGGCAAAGAAUAUUAUGGUGUCUUCAUAUGCUCGGACAAAAGAUGCCAGCCAAGCAAAAUAUAUAUCAAUUCUGAAUAUCAUUCAAGGAGAAGUUGACCCAACUCAGGUUCAUGAAAGUUUACAGAGGAUUCGUGAAAGAAAGCUAGUGAACUUUAUUGAGUGGGGUCCUGCAAGUAUUCAGGUUGCUCUAUCUAGAAAGUCACCAUAUAUUCAGACUGCACACCGGGUCAGUGGUCUUAUGUUGGCAAACCAUACUAGCAUCCGACAUCUUUUCAGUAGGUGUUUGAGCCAGUACGAGAAGUUGAGAAAGAAACAAGCCUUUCUAGAUAACUACCGGAAGUUCCCAAUGUUUGCUGAUAAUGACCUCUCAGAAUUUGAUGAAUCAAGGGAUGAAGUUGAGGCUUUGGUUGAUGAAUAUAAGGCCUGUGAGUCCCCAGAUUAUGUCAAAUGGGGAAUGGAGGACAUGAACAAUAUGCUAACAGCAGAAGGCAGUGCUACAUGAUCCCUAGAUCCAAUAUUAUUAGUGUGAAGACUCCACGCAAUCCAAGGCACUACUAUAAGGGAGGGAACUGAAGACUUUAUGUAAGCUGGGAGAGGUUUCUGAUGAGCAUUUUCAACUGUUUUGGGGAUUCUAUGGUUUGCAGUGUGAUAAUUUUGGUUUGUACGGUCUGUUGAUAAUCAUUUGGACAUCCAACCAAGCGAGAAUUAGUACAGAUUCUCACUGUAUUAAUUCGUUUUAGGAAUGUAUUAUAUGAUUGAUUGAUCACUGAUGCUUAGGAAAUUAGGAAUCACAUUUUAUUAUAUGGAUCUUAGGUAUUUGUAAGCUAAUCUCGGUGCUACUUUCGAAUGAAUGUUGAAAUAUUUAAAUUGAUGUGGUGCAUAGAUUUACUUGAUUCAGAUUUGCAUGUUA